This is a messenger RNA of Emiliania huxleyi CCMP1516, 897 nucleotides long. RefSeq lists its product as hypothetical. The transcript is spliced from 3 exons. Gene Ontology annotation, molecular function: zinc ion binding; RNA binding. Bases 1 to 831 code for a protein of 276 amino acids. Lineage: Eukaryota; Haptophyta; Isochrysidales; Noelaerhabdaceae. The record is from RefSeq and is a predicted model, not a curated record.
AUGGACGUGAUCGAGGAUGACGAUUUCGACCUCGACGAGAUGCUCGGCGUCGAGACCGCCGAGGAGCCGGCGCCGAGCGACCAACCGCCCGACCCACGCCGGCACCGCGUGGUGUGCAAGCACUGGUUGCGAGGGCUGUGCAAGCGCGGCGACGACUGCGACUUCCUCCACGUGUCCGACUGCCCUUGGUACGACCGCGGCUUCUGCAAGCACGGCCCGCGCUGCAGGAACCGGCACACGCGGAAGACGGUCUGUGUUCACUACCUCGCCGGCUUCUGCCCCAACGGGCCCGACUGCAAGUUUGCGCACCCGCAGUUUGCGCUGCCAGUCCUCACGCCGCGCAACGAAGGCCCAACGUACGGAGGCACGGGCGCCGGCAUCGGAGGAGGCGGCGACGCGGCGGCGGGCGGCGGCGGCGGCGGCGGCGGCGGCGGCGGCGGCGGCGGCGGCGGCGGCGAUCUCAGUGGCGCGCGCGACUUCGCCUCGGUGACUUGCUUCAAGUGCUGGGAGAAGGGGCACUACGCGAACCGCUGCCCCAACGGGAGGCGCGAGAACCCGCAGCCGGCCGGGCAGGGCGGCGGCGGCGCGCCUCAGCCGGGCGAGAAUGGCAACUGGCUCUGCCCGGCUUGCUCCAACGUCAACUUCCCUAUGAGAAUCGUGUGCAACCGGUGCAAGGCUCCGCGGCCGGACAGACAGGCGGGGGGCCUAGGCGGAGGGGGAGGGGGGCCUGGCGGCGCCGGCGCCGGCGGCGCGUUCGCCGGCGGGCAGCAGUCGCAGCAGAUGUUGCAGCUGAUGAACAGCAUGAUGCAGCAGCAGCAGGGGUUCAUGUAGCGUACAAUAGAGAUCAAAAUAGCAUGUCAUCUCGCGCAUUUUAAGCUCCUCUGAUGUUGUGUGUGA